GCUAAAAAAUGCUCACUUUAAAUCACAAAUAUUUAAGGAAUUAAUCGGGACCGCGUCUGGUUACAUCAUGAUCAUUAGCAUGUGACUAUAUGAGAAAGCUGUAUGAGAUAUAUUUACUUGUAUACUCCUAUUCUGGAGCCCAGAAUAGCACGCACAUUUGGAAUCUGUACAUUCUUAAACAAUGGAUUCACAGAGCGUCAGGGCAUCUCAGGAAAAUGUCACAUGUAAAAGUUACGUAGACAUGGAUUUGUUUCUUCAUUGCUCUCUUGUUCCAUCGGUUCUUAUCAUCUUGGCACUGUCCUUUCUUGAGAGGCGCAGAAACAAGACCAUCAUUGAUGAUAGAAUACAACUUCUGGAUAGACGUUUUGGCUUUGUCAUUCCUUUAGAUCUUAUUGGAACAUUUAAUAACAGAUGGACAUUCGGUUUUGCCUUUGGAGCCAUAGCUAAUAAAGUAAUGUCUCUCUUCUCUGACGAGUAUUUGCCAGCAGGUACACCUCCUUGGGCAAGAGCGCUUGGUCUUUUAGCUGGAGCCCUAGAAGUUGGACUGUCCUAUUACCCCAUUUUUGCAUGUCUUACCUCAGACAAUAAAAUAAUUGGAUCCAUUACUGGAUUUUUGUACAGCCUCACUUGGUUUAUAGUGAUGCUUGUAGACAUUGUGUUAUGUCCACAUGGAGAUAUGAUAGGUCUAUACGAAAAGGUCAUUUUUAACUGGCCAUCACUACUGUGCUUCAUCUUCCUCUUAGGGAGGUUUGUUCACAUGUUUAUUAAAUCCAUUGGAAUAUUGAUGGGAUCAGAUAUUAGCAGAGAUGAAACUCUCUUUCUGCCUGAACAUCAAGCUAACCACGUUAAGAGACUCUUCAGAAAACCUGUAGAGGAACAGAAAUCCUGGUUUGAGAGAAAAAUCUAUACUUGGGAUCCUUGUUUUAAGUUCCCCAGUAGAAUGAUUGGCACUACUGUUCUAUCCUUAUUUUGUCUCUAUAUGUUUGUCACCUUAGAAGUCAGCGUAUUUCAGCUUAUUUCACAACUGCUUUACACACUAGAGGAAAAUAUGGAGCAGUUGAUACCUGAAGUGGCAUGGAGUGCAUACAACCAAACAGUUGUCAACGUUAAAGAAUUCAAUGGUGCAAUAAAAGGUGUUUGGUUUUUUACUACCUUUUCAUCAUGCUUUAUCACCGUGACAUAUAUAUUUCACAUAUUAGUCUGCUACAGAAAACACAUGAAGCGACUUUGGGUAGGAGAAAAGGGCUUUCUUCCAAUCAAGUAUCACAAACCUUCGCCAUCUCAAAGUGUGGCAGCCAUUGCAAGAUACUCCGGCUGGCAAGUUGCAUACAUUUUAUGGGGGUACCUGAUAUUACACAUAGUGCAAACACUAUUUGGAAUGUGUUUUGUGUAUGCAUUUGUUUUUCCAAUAAAGCAUGGACAAGGAAUUGCACUUUUGCGUGGUUUAGGUUUCUCCGUUCUCUCCAUUGCAAUUGUUAUUGGGUUGAUGGUUUUGCAAGUUCAGCUAGCAGGUCAUUUCUUCCUGCAAAAGAAGAUUUCCCCAGAAGAUAAGAAGAAGCCAUUAGCUCUAAACAAUAGGAAAGCGUUCCACAACUUUAAUUAUUUCUUCUUCUUCUACAAUGUGAUCCUUGGUUUGAGUGCAUGUUUAAUUAGACUGCUCAGUAGUUUGGUUUUGGGGAGCUGGCUAGUUGCUCGAAUUGACAGAACAAUAUUGCAAAGAGGCUAUGAAUCAAGUGAUAUGGGUUACAAUACAUGGAUUGGGAUGAUCUAUGUGGAUCACUAUCACACUAACCCUGUUCUAAUGAGUUUUUGCAAUGUUCUCCUAGAAAGGAGAGCUGAGAAAGGACUCAGAGAAUCAAUUGCUUACUACACAUUUACCAGCUCAACAGAGCCACAUUCAUCAAAUAAAGCCAGAACAAGGUGGUUUCUCUGCUACACACUUUUAAACAAUCCAAGACUGAUAAUACAGCGGAAACCCAAACAGCUAGAUGAUCUAGAUUCAAUAAAUGCAGUGAGCCAUACCAGACUUAUCAAUGCCUCUGUGCUGGAAGCUGAAGUGAGAAACAACAAGGAAAGACCAAUUGUGUGUAGCGAUGUGGAACUAACAGACACAACAUGAUCAGUAUUUAUUCACAGUCCAGAUACCAAGCAACAGACCGAGAUUUUAAUCCAGAGCACUUUGUAUAUGUAACACAAAAUUAUACUUAUUAGAAUGUUUACCAAUACAUCUAUAAAGAUGCAAUUGGGGGUCCUGUGGCUGAGACGCUAGGCAAAGGUGAGUUUCAACUUACCUGAAACUGUCCUUUGCGGGUGUCUUCUGGCCAGACCUCUUCUGUUACUGGUGCUUAGGCGCCUGGAGCAAAAAUCACUGAUGUACUCUUUUGCGUGAGCGCAAUAGAUAGAGCCAAUUCCCUGCAGCUGUCACUGGUGAUGGCUGAGAGAAUGACACUUCUAGACAGCGGUACCUCCACCAACGUCUAUAAGUGUCAGGCAUAGAAAAAAUACUGAGACAAAGUAGUCCAUACAUUGUCUCUGUGUAUCUCUUGACUGGGUUGAAAUUUCAUGAAAUUCCUACACAGUCAAUAUGAGUAUUUCAUAAAGAUUUUAUGAGUAUGAAAUACUCUUUUUUUUUUUUUUGGAAGGUGGGGGGGGGGGGGGGGGGUGACAGUGCCACUUUAAA
Pelobates fuscus (common spadefoot toad) is the source of this 2680-nucleotide messenger RNA. RefSeq names its product stimulated by retinoic acid gene 6 protein-like. Gene Ontology annotation, biological process: vitamin A import into cell. Lineage: Eukaryota; Metazoa; Chordata; Amphibia; Anura; Pelobatidae. The transcript is spliced from 18 exons. Gene Ontology annotation, molecular function: signaling receptor activity; retinol transmembrane transporter activity. The coding region runs from base 182 to 2119 and encodes 645 amino acids. The record is from RefSeq and is a predicted model, not a curated record. Gene Ontology annotation, cellular component: plasma membrane.